Arabidopsis thaliana (thale cress) is the source of this 3297-nucleotide messenger RNA. Its product is annotated as Disease resistance protein (TIR-NBS-LRR class) family. The record is from RefSeq and is marked reviewed. The transcript is spliced from 4 exons. Bases 40 to 3297 code for a protein of 1085 amino acids. Gene Ontology annotation, molecular function: ADP binding; NAD+ nucleosidase activity, cyclic ADP-ribose generating. NCBI's taxonomy places the organism in Eukaryota, Viridiplantae, Streptophyta, Magnoliopsida, Brassicales, Brassicaceae. Gene Ontology annotation, biological process: defense response; signal transduction.
AAAUACUUUUUUUGAAGUUGAAGCAUUUGUGAUACUUUUAUGGCUUUGUCUUCUUCUUCGUCUAACAUCAGGAGAUACCAUGUCUUUCCAAGCUUCCAUGGCCCAGAUGUUCGUAAAGGUUUUCUCAGUCAUUUACACUAUCAUUUUGCAAGCAAAGGAAUCACGACCUUCAAGGAUCAGGAGAUUGAGAAAGGCAAUACGAUUGGACCUGAGCUCGUAAAUGCAAUUAGAGAGUCUAGAGUCUCGAUUGUGUUGCUUUCGAAAAAGUAUGCUUCUUCGAGCUGGUGUUUAGAUGAAUUGGUUGAAAUCUUAAAGUGCAAAGAAGAUCAGGGCCAGAUUGUGAUGACCAUCUUCUACGAUGUUGAUCCGUCGAGUGUACGGAAACAGAAGGGAGAUUUCGGAAGCACAUUCAUGAAAACUUGUGAAGGGAAAAGUGAGGAGGUGAAGCAGAGAUGGACCAAAGCUUUGACUCAUGUUGCAAACAUAAAAGGAGAACAUUCUCUUAAUUGGGCUAAUGAAGCAGAUAUGAUCCAAAAGAUUGCUACAGAUGUUUCAACCAAACUCAGUGUUACACCUUCAAGGGAUUUUGAAGGGAUGGUCGGACUUGAAGCUCAUUUGACAAAAUUGAAUUCUUUGCUAUGCUUCGAGGGCGAUGAUGUGAAGAUGAUUGGAAUUUGGGGUCCUGCGGGAAUUGGUAAGUCUACCAUUGCUAGAGCUUUAUACAACCAACUCUCUAGCAGUUUUCAACUUAAAUGUUUUAUGGGGAACCUCAAGGGAAGUCUUAAGAGCAUAGUGGGUGUUGAUCACUAUGAAUUCCAGAAGUCUCUGCAAAAGCUACUUCUGGCUAAGAUUUUGAACCAAGGAGAUAUGAGGGUACAUAAUUUAGCUGCAAUAAAAGAAUGGCUGCAAGAUCAAAGAGUGCUUAUCAUUCUUGAUGAUGUAGAUGAUCUAGAGCAAUUAGAGGUAUUGGCUAAAGAACUUUCAUGGUUUGGUUCUGGAAGCCGGAUCAUCGUUGCCACAGAAGAUAAGAAGAUUUUGAAGGAACACGGGAUCAACGAUAUCUACCAUGUGGAUUUUCCGUCCAUGGAAGAAGCUCUUGAGAUCUUAUGUCUCUCUGCUUUCAAACAAAGCUCUGUACCAGAUGGUUUUGAAGAGCUUGCCAAGAAAGUAGUACAUCUUUGCGGUAAUCUUCCGUUAGGCCUUUCUAUUGUGGGUUCAUCUUUGCGUGGGGAGAGCAAGCACGAGUGGGAACUUCAAUUACCUAGGAUCGAAGCAAGUCUUGAUGGAAAAAUUGAAAGCAUAUUAAAAGUGGGAUAUGAGAGAUUGUCGAAGAAAAAUCAAUCACUAUUCCUUCACAUUGCAUGCUUCUUCAACUACAGAAGUGUUGAUUACGUCACAGUUAUGCUUGCUGACAGUAACUUGGAUGUUAGAAAUGGGUUGAAGACACUAGCCGAUAAAUGUUUCGUGCAUAUAUCUAUUAAUGGAUGGAUAGUGAUGCACCAUCAUCUACUACAACAAUUGGGUAGACAGAUAGUUCUUGAACAGUCUGACGAGCCCGGGAAACGUCAAUUUUUAAUUGAGGCUGAAGAGAUUCGUGCAGUACUGACAGAUGAAACAGGUACUGGAUCAGUCAUAGGUAUAUCAUAUAAUACAUCCAAUAUCGGAGAGGUUUCUGUAAGUAAGGGUGCUUUUGAAGGAAUGCGUAAUCUCCGGUUCCUAAGAAUCUUUAAUUAUUUGUUUAGCGGCAAAUGUACUUUGCAAAUACCAGAAGAUAUGGAGUAUUUACCUCCUCUUAGGUUACUACAUUGGGAUCGCUACCCAAGAAAAAGUCUUCCUACAAAAUUUCAGCCGGAACGUCUCUUGGAACUCCAUAUGCCACACAGCAAUCUCGAGAAGCUCUGGGGAGGAAUCCAGCCCCUUCCUAAUAUCAAGAGCAUAGAUCUGAGCUUUUCCAUUAGAUUGAAAGAAAUCCCAAAUCUUUCGAAUGCUACUAAUCUCGAGACAUUGAACCUUACUCACUGCAAAACUUUGGUGGAACUUCCCUCCUCUAUUUCGAAUCUACACAAACUGAAAAAGCUGAAGAUGUCAGGGUGCGAAAAGCUACGAGUUAUUCCCACCAACAUCAACUUAGCAUCUCUUGAGGUAGUCAGAAUGAAUUAUUGCUCGCGAUUGCGACGUUUUCCAGAUAUCUCAAGUAACAUCAAGACUCUUAGUGUCGGAAAUACAAAGAUAGAAAAUUUCCCUCCAUCGGUUGCUGGAUCUUGGUCUCGUCUUGCGCGCCUUGAGAUUGGCAGCAGAAGCCUCAAGAUAUUAACACAUGCCCCACAAAGUAUAAUUUCGCUAAAUCUUAGCAACAGUGAUAUAAGGAGGAUUCCAGAUUGCGUCAUAAGUCUCCCGUAUCUAGUAGAACUUAUCGUCGAAAACUGCAGAAAACUCGUGACAAUUCCGGCUCUUCCCCCUUGGCUCGAGUCCCUAAAUGCAAACAAAUGUGCAUCACUCAAGAGAGUAUGUUGCUCUUUCGGCAACCCAACCAUACUCACAUUCUACAACUGUUUGAAACUGGAUGAAGAAGCAAGAAGAGGAAUUAUCAUGCAACAACCAGUUGACGAGUAUAUAUGCUUACCAGGUAAAGAAAUCCCAGCAGAGUUCAGUCACAAAGCUGUAGGGAAUUCCAUAACUAUCCCUCUGGCUCCCGGUACUUUCCUGGCUUCCUCAAGAUACAAGGCUUGCUUUGUGAUUUUGCCAGUUACGGGCUACCGAUGUCAUAGUAUAAGUUGCAUCGUAAGUAGCAAAGCGGGGUUUGCAAUGCGCAUCUGCGACUUAGCACGGCUUUCAGAUUGGUCUCCUGGGACGGAACAUCUGUUUAUAUUUCACGGUCGCUUGGUUUAUCAACGAAACAUGAUUUUGAGCGAGAUUAUAUUUAAGUUCAACUGUGUUAUAAAUGAGUUCAGCGAUGACCCUGACCUCGAUAACAUGAUUAUUGAGUGUGGUGUACAGAUCAUGACGGAGGAAGCUAAGGGUAGCAGCAGCAGCGACGUGGACAACUUUGAAACUAAGAGUAGCAGCAGCGAAUUGGAAAACUUUGAAACUGAGAGUAGCAGCAGCGAAUUGGACAUCUUUGAAACUGAGAGUAGCAGCAGCGAAGCGGACUACUAUGAAGAUGAAGGUUUAAAGUUCUCUCAAGUUGAAAGCACCAAAACCAGUAAACAUACAAGUUGUUGGAGUUGGUUUACGAAGCAUGGUCUGAGAAAGAAGAAGAUGAAUAAAACAAGAGCGAAUUCUCGUGGAAUCUCAUGA